This is a messenger RNA of Lolium perenne, 1321 nucleotides long. Lineage: Eukaryota; Viridiplantae; Streptophyta; Magnoliopsida; Poales; Poaceae. The record is from RefSeq and is a predicted model, not a curated record.
GAAGAACUCGAGGGACAAGCUCGGAUGGCAGCAAAGGUGCAGGAGGCGGAAAACAAGAGGGCGUCCAAGGCCCGGAUCCGUGAAGGAGAACGAGGUCAAUGGUGGCCUUGCGCAACCACCGACGUGGAGCUUAGAGAGCUCCAGAACGAGGGAAUGAUCUCCACACACUGGAGUUUCGUUCGUGACUCCGACGCCCCCAAGCCAGAAGCCGGAGAAGUUGUCAUGACCAAGGCUUGGGUGGAACGCGGUCUUUCACUCCCUUGUUCGGAAUUUUUCCUCUCCAUCCUCAACACCUACGGGCUCCAGCCCCACAACAUUUGCCCCAAUUCAUACCUUCUCUUGUCCAACUUCGUGACUCUCUGCGAAGGACAUCUUGGGAUCCGGCCAGAUGUCAAGUUGUGGCAAUUCUUUUUCCGAGUGAAGAAAGAAACUAAGGACAAAGCAAUGGUGAACUGCGGAAGCAUGACGUUUAUGCUCCGCCCUAAUCGUAUGUAUCCCCCCCAUGAUUCACACGAGUCCGUCCGGUACUGGAACGCCGGAUGGUUCUACGAGAAGAAUGCUCCUGUUCCGGAUGUCCACGAAGGCCUUCCCCAGUUCGUCAACGAACCUCCGGAAGAACUUGCAAGCUGGAGCUUCGUCCCUCCACUCGCCCUGACUCCAACCUUGGAGAAAGCUGCGCGGAGAAUCUCCUGGCUAGUCCACGACGGACUUACCGGAGCCCAGCUUACACUUAGCUGGUUUUCCCGGAGAAUCCAGCCCCUUCGCUACAACGCGCGGUUGAUGUGCUCUUACACCGGGGCGGAUGAUCUUCUCCGGGUUACCCGCCAUGAUCUUCCGGCUGACUCUCUGAAAAGAAGACUCAAGACGCUGGUGAAGAUUCCGAGGGGCCAACAGGUCCCGGAACUGUUCAAGGAUAUCUACACGAACGAUCAGUGUCCUCCGCUCAAUACUUUGGCGGAGGACAACUUCCGCACCAUCAUUCGCGUCCCCGUUACCAGCGACACGGCGGAGGAGGCUCCGGAAGACGACGAGGAGGAAGAGGACCAGGCACCCCGCAAGGCGGCUCCUCGACCUACAAAGCGUCCCCGCGCCAAGGCUCCCGGCUCUGAAGCCGGAGCUAGCGGCGAGGCCUCCGCCAAGAAGCCAAAGACGACGAAACCACCUCCGCUUGACUCAAGGAAGGCGGAGCGUGCGCGUCUACGGAUGCUCUCGACGGCUGGCCAGGGCACACGCCCCAUCAUUCCCGGUGCCCCGUGAGUUUCCGAGCAUGAUGCGAUUUUUACUUAGCGAAAUUAUUUCUUGUCUAAACCCUUUCACUUGU